AAGUUCCAGGAAAUCCGAAGAACUUAACACAGUUGUUUGGCCGUUCGAACAAUCAUGAGGUUCAUUGUAGUGGCGAUCCUUGGCUGUUGUGCCCUGGCUUUGGCUUUCCCCGAACCCAAUAAACAAUUCCUCGAGAGACAAAGAGACAUCCUUCGCCUGUUCCGACACAUAAACCAGCCAAGUUACUACAAAGACCACCAGGAGAUAGCCCAGAGUUUCCACCUCCAUGACCACUACGACCACUACACUAAACCUGAAAUUGCCAAACAUUACCACCAAAUAUACGAGUAUGGGUUGCUUCCAAGAGGCGAAGUCUUUUCAGUGUUUUACGAGGAGCACCUUCAGCAAGCCAUAGCUUUGUACAAACUGUUCUAUUAUGCCAAAGAUUACGACACGUUUUAUCGGACGGCCGUGUGGGCAAGACAACAUGUAAAUGAGGGCGUUUUCUUGUAUUCUUUUUCGGUGGCAAUCGUCCACCGUGAGGACACUUACGGGAUAGUUUUGCCCCCAAUUUACGAAAUCUACCCCCACUAUUUCUACAACAACGAGGUGAUCCAGGAGGCUUACAGGUACAAACAACAGUAUUACAACCAGGAACACGGUUACACAAUCAAUGCCAAUUACUCCGGUUUUUACCUAAAUCUGCACCCUGAACAAUCUUUGUCGUACUUCACUGAAGAUGUAGGUGUCAAUUCCUUCUACUACUACUACAACAUUUACUACCCCCAUUGGUUGGGUGGGGAGGACUUUGACUUUGCCCAUGACAGGCGGGGUGAGCAGUACUAUUACGUGUACCAACAAAUUCUGGCAAGGUACUACCUUGAACGUUUGUCCAACGAUUUCGGGGAAAUACCGUUUUUCAACUAUGAAGUACCGUUCGAAAAUGGGUACUACCCUUUAUUGCAGUACCCCAAUGGUCUGUUUUUCCCCCAAAGACCGAACUAUGCCAAGCUUUACGAGUACUUCUACAACUAUGGGCAAAAAUACGGUAAUAAUAGGUAUGCCUACAGUUAUACUUUUGUCCAGGAUUAUGAGAGGAGGAUUCGGGAUGCCAUCGAUCGUGGAUACGUCUUUUCGCAUGAUGGUCAAAGGAUUAACUUAUUCUCCGAAGACGGUGUUAACAUCCUUGGUAAUUUAAUCGAAUCAAACCCUGACUCCCCCGACCGCCACUUCUACGGCGCCCUUCACGUGUACGCCCGCCACCUCCUGGGGUACUCCUCCCAGCCCUUGGACAAAUACCACGUGGCCCCUUCGGCCCUCCAACACUACGAAACGUCGCUCCGUGACCCCGCUUUCUACCAGUUCUACAAGCGCAUUGUUUUGUAUUUCCAGAAGUACAAGUCGUACCUCCCGUCCUACACCGAACACGACUUGCAUUUCCAAGGGGUGGAGGUCAAGAGUGUUGAAUUCGACCGACUUGUCACCUACUUCGACCACUUUUACACCGAUAUUAGCAAUGCUGUUUACGUCACGCCUCAGGAGUACGACAGCGAGAAGGUCCAAGUGAGGGUACGACAGUACCGCCUGAACCACAAACCGUUCACUUACCGGGUUCAUGUCAGUUCGGAUAAGGAGCAACAAGCUGUUGUUAGAAUUUAUCUGGGGCCUAAAUAUGACGAGUACGGGCGUUAUAUUAACAUUAGUCACAACAGACUCAACUUUGUUGAAGUUGAUCACUUCAAGUACCAGCUCAAAGUUGGGGAAAAUGUGAUUGAGAGGAACUCCCAUCAGAACUACUUCUACCAGAACGAUCGUACUAGCUAUCGGCAGUUGUACAAGCAAGUUUUAGGCGCUUUGAACGGCAAUGGAGAGUUUAACGUGAACGCUAACGAGGCCUAUUUUGGAUUUCCUCGAAGAUUCCUUUUGCCUAAGGGUAAUUACGGGGGUCAAGAAUUCCAGUUCUUUGUCAUUGUGAGCCCAUAUGUGCCCUACAAGUACCACCAAGAGGGUUAUGACGCUAGCAAGUACUACUACCCAAGGGUGGGGUCUGGUGCCCAUCAUAUCGAUAAUUAUGCCUUUGGUUAUCCGUUUGACCGACCCAUUCACUAUGACCAGAUCUUCCACAAUGUACCAAAUGCCUAUUUCUACACUACCAAGAUUUACCAUAGACAUGCCGAUGAUAUCAAUGCGUCAACUUCGGCCCAUCAGUGAUCAAAAUAACGAUUUUGUGUAACUAAUUAACUCUUGUUCUGUAUUUAGAUUAAAUAAAGUGUAUUCAAAAAA
This is a messenger RNA of Tribolium castaneum (red flour beetle), 2223 nucleotides long. RefSeq names its product hexamerin 4 (gene HEX4). The record is from RefSeq and is a predicted model, not a curated record. NCBI's taxonomy places the organism in Eukaryota, Metazoa, Arthropoda, Insecta, Coleoptera, Tenebrionidae. Bases 55 to 2151 code for a protein of 698 amino acids. The transcript has 5 exons.